CCAGGUCCUGGCAGCACCAUCCGGCUGGGGGUGAGGACACUGGCCGCCUGUUUCACGAACACUGGAUGUUUUUAUUUUGAUUUCUUCCUCAUUUUCUUGCCUGGAGAGGCUGUACAUGUCCACGCUAUUAUCCCCGAGACGACAGCAAGCCGGCGAACGAGCACAGUAUCGAUGGGGAAAAUAAGUUGAUCGGCUUCGGAAGAAUGUUUUCCUCGUUCCUAGAAAAGGGAUUGCUCGGAUCAGCGUGAUGGGUGUAUCGAGCACACCGGAGCUUCGGGGAUUUUGACUUUUGGAGAGGAUCUGGAGAUUUACAUCUACAGCUUAAGGGUUUUCGAGCGCAACGAAAAGCGUCAACACUUGCGCGGAGCGCCAUACUGCGAAGAAAGAAGCUUCCCGGAUCGAUAGAGUGUUUGCUCGCGAUCUGCAGAUCUGCUCGCGCUCCGCAACGUCGAGUUGCUCACACGGGAGAUUUUUUGGGAUUCGCUUUCUGAAUCGGUUUCAUGUUAAGCAAGUAAGCUGGCGAGCGAGUACCGAGUCGGCAACAGUGGCCUGAUUGAUAUCCGCGUAACUUCUGCAAACUGCAUGCAGCCCUGGCGGUGGAAAUGGGGCUGGAUCAACCCAAAAUGGCAAAUAUGAAGAAGUGUAAAAGAUGAAUGUCACAUCACCCACGUAACCUGCACCAUUCACAAAUUUCCCUUUCCGCGCAAUAGAGGGGGAAACAAGCCCGAGUUUCGAGCGAAGCAAGGUGCUCCCUUAUAUCUCCAACAUGAGGGAGAUUUAAGGCCGUGUAGAAAUUAUUUAUUAUGGGGGGAGCGGGUCAACAUUUUGAUUUAAUCUCUCUGUUGUUUUUUACUUUUCUCUUGUUUUCUCCCAGCGAUAGGUUUUAUUGAAAGUGCUAUUGUGUUUUAUUUGCUGGCGGUUUAUAAAGAGAAAGAUCUUCGGAAGUAGGUCAGAUCAAAGAAAAGAUAAGGCUGGAGAGUUGGCUGGAGGAUCUUUUGUCAUGCUAGCAUGACACCUUUCCAUACUUAUCCUAACAUUCGCCGGACAUCUAUGCUUUGAUUUGACUAAUCGUUUGGCUAAAUGACAGCUAAAUGAGAGUUUGACCAGCGCUUAUCUUGACAGCCUCCCUCUCCAUCUCGCCGCCGUCUGAUCUUGUUUGGAGUCCCAUUUUUUGCUUCUCCUCCGUCAUUGCUUUGUUUUUGUUUUUGCCACCUCUCGUUUUCGGGCUGUUGAGUGAGUGAAUGGCUCUGUGCGGAACGACGGCUUCCAAUGCCGCGAAAAUGAUGGCUGCAUACAACGGCGGCACCUCGGGGGUGGCAGCGCAUCACCCGCACCAUCACCACCAGCUACCCCAUCUCCCGCCGCCCGCCCACCUCCACCAUCAUCAUCACCCGGGCCAGCAUCACCUCCAGCACCCCGGUUCGGCCGCCGCCGUGCACCCCGUACAGCAGCACGCUUCCGCAGCCGCCGCCGCUGCUGCCGCUGCGGCAGUGAUGCUGAACCCGAGCCAGCAGCAGCCGUACUUCCCCUCGCCCGCUCCCGGUCAAGCUCCGGGGCCGGCGGCCGCUGCAGCUCCAGCGCAAGUUCAAGCCGCCGCCGCGGCCGCUGUGAAGGCGCACCACCACCAUCAUCAGCACUCGCAUCACUUGCAACAGCAUGUGGAUAUCGAGCCGGACAGACCUAUCGGAUACGGAGCUUUCGGUGUUGUUUGGUCGGUGACAGACCCCAGAGAUGGCAAACGGGUGGCCCUUAAAAAGAUGCCCAACGUCUUCCAAAACCUCGUCUCCUGCAAGAGGGUUUUCCGUGAGCUGAAGAUGCUCUGUUUCUUCAAACACGAUAAUGUGCUGUCAGCUCUGGAUAUUCUUCAACCUCCACACAUUGACUACUUCGAGGAAAUUUAUGUGGUGACGGAGCUGAUGCAGAGUGACCUUCAUAAGAUCAUCGUGUCUCCGCAGCCCCUGAGCUCCGAUCACGUCAAAGUCUUUCUCUACCAGAUCCUGCGAGGACUGAAGUAUCUACACUCGGCUGGUAUUUUGCACAGAGACAUUAAACCUGGUAACCUUCUGGUCAACAGCAACUGUGUACUUAAGAUUUGUGACUUUGGCCUGGCGAGAGUAGAGGAGCUGGACGAGUCGCGUCACAUGACACAGGAGGUGGUCACACAAUACUACAGAGCGCCGGAGAUCCUGAUGGGGAGCAGGCACUAUUCCAACGCCAUUGACAUCUGGUCUGUGGGCUGCAUCUUUGCCGAGCUGCUUGGGCGACGCAUCUUGUUCCAGGCUCAGAGUCCCAUCCAACAGCUGGACUUGAUCACAGAUCUGCUGGGGACUCCAUCUUUAGAGGCCAUGAGGACGGCGUGCGAGGGGGCCAGGGCUCACAUCCUGAGAGGCCCUCACAAACAGCCUUCACUUCCUGUCCUGUAUACCCUAUCUAGUCAAGCAACCCAUGAGGCCGUUCACCUUCUCUGCAGGAUGUUGGUUUUUGACCCAUCAAAGCGGAUCUCUGCGAAGGACGCACUGGCGCACCCGUACCUGGACGAGGGGCGUCUGCGCUACCACACCUGCAUGUGCAAAUGUUGCUACACCACUUCCUCUGGUCGCGUCUACACUAGUGACUUCGAACCUGUCACCAACCCCAAGUUUGACGACGGCUUUGAAAAGAACCUGUCAUCAGUUCGACAGGUCAAAGAGAUCAUUCAUCAGUUCAUUAUGGAGCAGCAGAAGGGGAAUCGGGUGCCGCUCUGUAUCAACCCCCAGUCAGCUGCCUUCAAAAGCUUUAUCAGCUCGACAGUAGCUCAACCAUCCGAGAUGCCUCCAUCUCCUCUAGUUUGGGAGUAGCUGUGGACGUCGGUGACAACAGUAGUGGUGGACAUCCCUCCCGCGGCGCCGGUCCGCUCCCACCCCUCACGCACCCUGGACUACUGACCCCCGGGCAUCCCCAAACUGCGUAGCAUUUCACUGGAGUCUAGGAUUAGCCAUGUUGCUGAUGUGUGUGUGUACUGUAAUACUAAAUGGAGUUUUAUAGAAGCAACCACUACUGUUUGAGUUCAAGCGGGACACGGGAAGGGUCGGUUGGGUUACGGGGGGCUGGUUUGUGUGUACGGUAGAGACGUACCCACAUAAAUCGAAGGAUCGCGAAGCACGCCGAGACGCCAGCGAACACGUGCCCUCGCAGGCGAAGUCGAUCCCUGUGGACUUGAAUGUAUUUUGGACACCAGGGCGGCGAACUCUGCGUGGUAUACCUGUAGGAAAACUCAUUGAGUCUGUGCACGCAAGUAGUCCUGCUUUAUUUUUUCACGGAAGUCGGCAGUGCUAAACAUAGUUCAUAAAAGAAGGCAACUUUCUCUCUCUCUCAUGCUUGCACCUCCACUAAAAACUGUGACCACUU
Messenger RNA from Triplophysa dalaica, 3387 nucleotides. RefSeq names its product nemo-like kinase, type 2 (gene nlk2). Gene Ontology annotation, molecular function: MAP kinase activity; ATP binding. NCBI's taxonomy places the organism in Eukaryota, Metazoa, Chordata, Actinopteri, Cypriniformes, Nemacheilidae. Bases 1242 to 2837 code for a protein of 531 amino acids. The transcript has 11 exons. Gene Ontology annotation, cellular component: cytoplasm; nucleus. The record is from RefSeq and is a predicted model, not a curated record. Gene Ontology annotation, biological process: protein phosphorylation; intracellular signal transduction.